This is a messenger RNA of Symbiodinium natans, 1737 nucleotides long. NCBI's taxonomy places the organism in Eukaryota, Dinophyceae, Suessiales, Symbiodiniaceae. The record is from the annotation of a GenBank genome assembly.
AUGACCAACGGUGCAGAAGCCAAGCAGGCGCUGGCUCGAGGGAGCCACGCGAUCCUGCGUGACAAGGCAAACGAUCUGGGCCAUGAAGGUGGCAACGUCAAACUUCGUGUUGAGCAAGCCCGCAACCGCGACGCCGCCGCCUACUCCUUCAUGCGACACCUUCAUCAGGUGUCGGUGUCCGAGAUCGUGGAAGUUCUGGAACAAUGUUGGAAGCACCUGGUGAAGGACAUCCGCUCUGAGCAUGUUGCCCUUCUGUGCUUCUACCUCCUCAACGUCUUCGCCUUCAUGCUCGUCGAGUGGUGGCGGCUUUCCAUCGUCUGGGCGAUGCGUCCCUGGUUCGUGUUCCUCGUUUGGUACACCUGGGACGCCGUCUGCUGCUGGAAGGCCGUCAUGCGCCGACGCCUCCGGCGCUCCGAGCCCGGCAGCCCCUCAAACAAGCAUCGCCCAGAGCAGGGGCUCCGAGCCCGCAGCAGUCUUGGCCUACCCCAAGAGGAGGAGAUCGAGAAUCUGUCUGACUUGCUUGCAGCAAACAAGGACGGUGAACAUGCCAAGGAUCCCGACUCCCCCAGGAAGUUGCAGAAGAGGCGCGCAGCCGCGUCAGGUGUCUUGCCGCAAGUCAACGGCGACGGGAGUUUGGAGGAAGACAUUGCUCCCUUCUUGGACAUGGACCACGUUCACCUCACCUUUUGGUUCUUCCUAUGGGGCCGCAUCUUCAUUGGCUUGGGCGCAUGGGCCAGCAUGAUCUUCGGCGGCAAGGACACUCCGGGCAUCCUGCGCUAUGGGCUGAGGCGGGUCUUCAACGACCUCGGUGUUUGGCCGCAUCACGUCAAGAAUGCCAGGAGUUUGGCUGCAGAACUUCUCUUGGAGACCACUCUUUCCAUCUACGUGCGCGAGGUGGAAACGACAGGCAGCCUGACCGUUGCUCGCUUUGCCAUUCCGGACGUCCCACACUACACUCAGCAAGGCAAGUGCUUGCAGCAUGCCGAGCUGUUGGCGGAGGUGGACUUGACGGACAGAUCCGACCAAGUCCUCAUGCGGGCAACCUAUGGGGGGGCAGCCAUCCGGGCAGACGAGGCAGUCAUCUUGCUCAACAUGGCAUGCUGCUACUUGGUGCACCCGAUGCUGCAUGCCUUCAGCAACUGGGCUGCCGACCCAGAGAGUCCAGACCCGACCAUUCGGAAGUAUUCCAUUGGCACCAUCCUGUACAACUACUACGGCGUGAAUGCCUUUGCGAACUGGUGUGACCUUGGAAGCUGGCUGGGCUUUUGCAAGGUGGACGCAGAACGCUUCCGAACCUUGAUCUCGUCCUGCUUGGUUCACGGCAUCCCCCCGCAUGCCGACAUCAAGAAGCUGAAGGAUCACAGCCGCCUCGUGAACUUCCUGCUUCCCGUGCGGUCGCGCUUCUUGUACCUCUUCCGGAAGCACCAGGCGGACUUCCCAGGGAUUGAUGGAGAGGCGCUCUUCCUGGCCACGGUCGUACACCCGCUGGACCAUUACAACCUGAUCACGAUGCAAAAAGCUCUGGACCAGGGGACGCUCAAGGAGGGUUAUGCGGAGGACCUGUUCGUGGUGAGGUCGGCCAUCAUGAUCACGUCGGAGAAGCUCUUUCUGACCUACCUUGUGAACGAUUUCAGCUUCUCCGGUUCGUCGCAUCCACUCUUCAAGGAUACCUACGACUUUGCCAAGCAGCGUGACCAACGGUUUGCUGAUGAGAUGGAGUGCUGCGUCCUGCGUUAG